AUGGCCCCAGCUGCUGACAUGACUUCUUUGCCACUCGGUGUCAAAGUGGAGGACUCCGCCUUCGGCAAGCCGGGGGGGGGGGUGGGGGGGGGGGUGCGGGGUGCGGGGCGGGGGCCAGACCCCCAGCACCACCGCGGCCACAUGGGCACAGACGAGGAGGGGGCCAAGCCCAAAGUGUCCCCUUUGCUCCUGCCCUUCAGCGUGGAGGUGCUCAUGGCCGAUCACAGGAAGCCCGGGACCAAGGACAGCGUCCUGGCGGCCUCCGAGGGCGCACAGGCGGCGGGCGGCUCCGCGCAGCUUCCAGGUGCCCGGCCCGGGUCGUUGGGCGCCCCGGAUGCGCCGUCCUCGCCGCGGCCGCUCAGCCAUUUCUCGGUGGGAGGACUCCUCAAACUAACACAAGAUGCGCUCGUCAAAGCCGAGAGCCCCGAGAAACCCGAGAGGACCCCGUGGAUGCAGAAUCCCCGCUUCUCCCCGCCCCUGGCCAGGCGGCUAAGGCCUCCGGCCUGCACCCUGCGCAAGCACAAGACCAACCGCAAGCCGCGGACGCCCUUCACCACUGCCCAGCUGCUGGCGCUCGAGCGCAAGUUCUGCCAGCAGCAGUACCUAUUCAUCGCCGAGCGCGCCAAGCUCUCCAGCUCGCUCAGCCUCACCGAGACGCAGGUGAAGAUCUGGUUUCAGAACCGCCGUGCCAAGGCCAAGAGACUGCAGGAGGCCGAGCUGGAGAAGCUGAAGAUGGCCGCUAAACCCAUGUUGCCCCCCGCAGCCUUCGGCCUCUCCUUCCCACUCAGAGGCCCUGCCGCCGUAGCAGCCGCCGCGGGCGCCUCGCUCUACGGGGCCUCUGGCCCUUUCCAAUGCGCCGCGCUGCCCGUGGCGCCCGUGGGACUCUACACAGCCCACGUCGGCUACAGUAUGUACCACCUGACAUAG
Molecule: messenger RNA, 927 nt
Organism: Rangifer tarandus platyrhynchus (Svalbard reindeer)
Lineage: Eukaryota; Metazoa; Chordata; Mammalia; Artiodactyla; Cervidae
Source: the annotation of a GenBank genome assembly